Molecule: messenger RNA, 2640 nt
Organism: Pneumocystis jirovecii RU7
Lineage: Eukaryota; Fungi; Ascomycota; Pneumocystomycetes; Pneumocystales; Pneumocystaceae
Product: ribonucleoside-diphosphate reductase large chain
Exons: 9
Coding region: 1-2640 (879 amino acids)
Biological process (GO): deoxyribonucleotide biosynthetic process; DNA replication
Cellular component (GO): ribonucleoside-diphosphate reductase complex
Molecular function (GO): ribonucleoside-diphosphate reductase activity, thioredoxin disulfide as acceptor; ATP binding
Source: RefSeq, a predicted model, not a curated record
AUGUUUGUUUAUAAGAGAGAUGGACGAAAAGAACGAGUUGCUUUUGAUAAAAUAACAGCCAGAGUUUCUCGUUUGUGUUAUGGCUUAGACAUGGAACAUGUAGACGCAGCAUCGAUUACUAUGAAAGUUAUUUCUGGAGUAUAUCAAGGAGUAACAACAAUAGAGCUUGAUAACCUAGCAGCAGAAACAGCGGCUUAUAUGACUACAAAACAUCCCGAUUAUGCUAUUUUGGCAGCACGUAUUGCAGUAUCUAAUCUUCACAAGCAAACUAAAAAAGUAUUUUCUCAUGUUAUUUCGGAUUUAUAUCACUAUGUUAAUCCAAGAAAUAACAAGCCAUCCCCAAUGAUUUCUCUAAAAACAUAUGAAACAGUAAUGAGACAUGCCAAUGAACUAGACAGUGCAAUUAUCUACGAUCGUGAUUUUACAUAUAACUAUUUUGGAUUUAAAACAUUAGAGCGAAGUUAUCUUCUUCGUAUUAAUGGAAAGGUUGCAGAAAGACCCCAACAUAUGAUAAUGCGUGUUGCAGUUGGUAUCCAUGGUGAUGAUGUUGAAAAAGCUAUUGAAACAUAUAAUCUUAUGUCUGCAAAAUAUAUGACACAUGCUUCACCUACAUUAUUUAAUGCAGGAACUCCAAAUCCUCAACUUUCGUCCUGCUUCCUAGUAACUAUGAAAGAUGAUUCCAUUGAAGGAAUUUAUGAUACACUUAAAACAUGUGCCAUGAUUAGUAAAACAGCAGGAGGAAUUGGGCUCAAUGUUCAUUGUAUUCGUGCUACUGGGAGUUAUAUUGCGGGAACUAAUGGUACAUCUAAUGGUAUUAUUCCUAUGCUCAGGGUAUUCAACAAUACUGCUCGAUAUGUUGAUCAAGGUGGGAACAAGCGUCCUGGCGCCUUUGCUAUUUAUAUAGAACCAUGGCAUGCAGAUAUAUUUGAAUUCUUGGAUCUUCGUAAAAAUCACGGUAAAGAAGAAAUUCGAGCAAGAGAUCUUUUUUAUGGCUUAUGGAUACCUGACUUAUUUAUGAAACGAGUGGAAGCAAAUCAAGAUUGGAGCUUAUUUUGUCCGAACGAAGCCCCUGGUCUAGACGAUGUUUACGGAGAAGAGUUUGAGGUUUUAUAUGAAAAAUAUGAGCAAGAAAAACGAGCAACUCGAAUUGUUAAAGCACAGAAACUAUGGUAUGCAAUUCUGGAAGCACAGACAGAGACAGGUAAUCCUUUUAUGCUUUAUAAAGAUGCAUGCAAUCGUAAAUCGAAUCAGAAGAAUCUUGGGACUAUCAAAUGUUCUAAUUUAUGCACUGAAAUAAUCGAGUAUUCAUCUCCAGAUGAAGUAGCUGUUUGCAAUCUUGCAAGUAUUGCUUUACCAACUUUUAUUGACAAAGGCAUUUAUGAUUUUCAAAAGCUACAUGAUGUUACAAAAGUUGUAGCUAGAAAUUUAAAUAAGAUUAUUGAUGUUAAUUAUUAUCCUGUGGAAGAAGCUAGGAGGUCAAAUAAAAGACAUCGCCCGAUUGGCAUUGGUGUUCAAGGACUUGCUGAUGCCUUUUUAUCUCUUAGAAUGCCAUUUGACUCACCUCAUGCAAAAGAGCUUAACAUUAAAAUAUUUGAAACUAUAUAUCAUGCAGCUCUAGAAGCAUCAUGCGAAUUGGCACAAGAAGAAGGUCCAUAUGAAACCUACGAAGGAUCGCCAGCAUCCCAAGGUAUUUUGCAAUAUGAUAUGUGGAACGUAGUUCCUACAGAUUUAUGGGACUGGGAUAGUUUAAAAGUUAAUAUUGCACGAUAUGGCCUCCGUAACUCUCUUCUCGUAGCACCUAUGCCUACCGCAAGUACAUCUCAAAUCCUUGGUUUUAACGAGUGUUUUGAACCAUAUACCAGUAACAUAUAUUCUCGGCGUGUCCUUGCAGGAGAAUUUCAAGUAGUAAAUCCAUGGCUACUUAAGGAUUUAGUUGAUUUAGGAUUGUGGAAUGAUAUUAUGAAAAAUAGAAUUAUUGCAAAUAAUGGCUCUAUUCAAAAUAUACCUAGUAUUCCAGCAGAAAUUAAAGCGUUAUAUAAAACUGUAUGGGAGUUGUCUCAAAAGACUAUUAUCGACUAUGCAGCAGAUCGUGGCGCAUUUAUUGAUCAAAGCCAGAGUCUAAAUAUUCAUAUUCGUGACCCAUCAUUUGGAAAAAUUACUGGUAUGCAUUUUUGGGGCUGGAGAAAAGGUUUAAAAACUGGAAUGUACUAUCUUCGAACACAAGCAGCGAGUGCACCAAUUCAAUUUACUGUGGAUCGUAAGGCUCUUGAAGAAGUCGAUGAAACAGUUUUAAAAAAACGGCCAUCUACUUUAAAACACAUCGGUAUUAGUAUGAAUCCUUUGGUAGAAUCCUUAGAUGACAAAAAAACUAACUCCGAAGACACAAUAUCCAAUGAUCAAAAUACAAAACAAUUAGAUAAUAGUAACCUACAUAAAGAAAAUAGAAAAACAAACCAAUAUGAAGAAUUUGAAAAUAAUAUAUAUGAUGAUAAAAUAAUUGCUUGUUCUAUUGAAGACCCAGAAUCUUGCGAAAUGGUAUUACUUAAAUCUAAAUUCCUUCUACUAAUUUUGAAAGUGUUCUGCAUAAUUCUUCAUAAAAUAAUUUGCUUUCGUUCAACUUUAAAAUUUAAUACAGGUUGA